Molecule: messenger RNA, 3315 nt
Organism: Psilocybe cubensis
Lineage: Eukaryota; Fungi; Basidiomycota; Agaricomycetes; Agaricales; Agrocybaceae
Exons: 4
Coding region: 1-3315 (1104 amino acids)
Molecular function (GO): protein binding
Source: RefSeq, a predicted model, not a curated record
AUGCCAGUGCCAAUGAGGACAAAUUUCCAAAAGGCCGAGGCAAAGUACAACGUUACCACUGAGUUCCCCAGUCUUGGGUUGCAUUCAGCGGCUGCCACCGGAGAUGUUGGCCUCGUCGAGUAUGCCUUGAACAAUGGUCAGCCCAUCAACUCCGUUCUCGAUGGUGUCCUGCCCCUCCAUGCUGCCUGCGCCGGGGGGAACGUGCAAGUUGUCAAGUCUCUCAUUGAUCAUGGGGCUGAUGUCAAUGCGCCUCGAUUGCCUCGAAAGUAUUCCAACGACAAGAACCGCGACGCAUCUGCUCCCAUCGUUGGCACUUCUGGAUCCACCCCUCUCCACUUUGCCGCCGCUAAUGGCAACACCGAUGUCAUCUCCCUCCUUCUGCUGCAUGGUGCACACCCAGACCGCCCUGACAAGCAUGGUGUCACACCAGAAACUCUUGCUCAGCAAAACGGUUGGGUGGAAUGCGCAAAGGUCUUGCGAGAAUGGACUGCAAAUAAAGACCGAGAUCUUAUUGAAAGAGAGGGCUCUCGUGGAAGUUCAAUUCCAAACUACCCAGAGUCCUCUUCCAGCACCCCGCGCAGGCGUUUGCACGUGAAGCAGUCAAUUGAUACGGCCUUGAAUAUGCUUAAGGCCCCGGAUGCCGCAUCCAGAGCAACACAAUCGAUGCAUGCCACAACACCCCCUGCAUCUCCACGUAAGCCCUUUGGGGAGUACACUUUUUAUCCCUCUAGCAAUUCAUCAGUUGAACCAGGAUCACGCCGCCCAUCGCUGCCACAUGUUCUGCAACCUCCAACUGAAGAAUUUACAAGAAACCGUAGACCGUCAUUUAAUUCGACGUCUCAGGAUAUUCAACGUCGACCAAGCUCUGCGGGGCACGAUGCCGAUCGCAGUCAGGAGCCAGAACAGAUGUAUCCUGUUUAUGGUAGAGGUGGUUCGGGGCGCAGAUUAGGUAGCAAAUAUUCCUUGCUAAACCUUUUUAAGAAAGGCCAGUCGCAGUCUAGUGACGGAAUGGAUGCACCACCGGCUUUACCAGCGAGCUCAUCGGACUCAGGUUCGUAUUGGGAUCACUCUAGUUCAGCCUCGGGGAAACAUAUUGGAUCAUCAUCUAACCCCUUUUCAGGUAAUUUGUCGGGACCAACGCCGAGUCCUGAUGCAUUUGAGCAAACCUCAUCUACCACACCUGGUUCUGUUUCUCGUCUUGUUUCUAGAGUUCACAGAGGUAGUGAUGCUUCAACGAAGGGGAGCCGUCUUGGCCCUCAGAAUCAUUCUCUUCCUCGAAAGCCAUCAGGUAACUUGCAGACGACCCAAUCACCUUCUCGGGGCAAUGUACCAUUAGCAGUUGAACUUCAUAUGGCACUUGCCCAUCAACAGUUGCAAAAUAGAGGACAAUCCAACACACCAUCAACUGACGACGCCGACAAGGUCAAGCCUUCGAGUCCAUUGGCAAAGAUGUCUCUUCGUCUGCCUGCUCAUAAUCGAAAUCGAUCAGCCUCUUCUGGGAGCAUGCCCAUUGAUUCCAGUGGUUCUCAGGAAGCUGCUGUGUGCGCGUCGACGUCCCAUGAGAAUGAUAGUGGAAAGCCGAGUCCAAGCCCAAGACCAGGUAUUCUCAGAGCUCACAACCGCAUCCCGUCCAGUGGUCCAGGGGGGUCUCCUGUUAAUUCCAGGACUCUCAGGUUCGAUUCGUCUUCCAGCAAUCCAAUCGUAGACAGAAGGGCGAAGGAUAGUCCACGGUCCUCUUCACUGCCAUUGCGAUCCUUUAACAGCACUGGAUCACUUACCAAGCUACAUGUUCAAACACAUGAUCACGAAAGCAUGGGUGACCGUUACAACGAUGAUCAUCAAGAUACUCACCGUGUUGCUGGUGCAAAAGACCUCGAAGAUGGUGACGGUGAUGAGGAUCAAGACGAAAACUAUGGGCAACCGAUUACUGAUGGUCCUCUCGUGGGUAGCCCAAAUCUUCCUUCUGUUCUGUUGCAACGCCAACGAGGCCGGUCAUUUACUUCCUCUUCUGAAUCAUCGUUAUCACCUAUCUUGACCAACGAGAACGUGAACGCAACUGAUCCAUCCGUAUCCAUCCUCAAUGCUGACUUCCCAUUCAGUAUCAAUCGUCCUCCCUCACUAUUGGCCGAAGAUCCUUCAGAAAAUUUCUCUUACAACGCCGAGCAUCUACAUGUUCCUCAGCUUUCUGACAGUCGGAACAGAGGUGACUCCUUGAGCAGCAACAGCACUUCCGACAGCCGUGGUAAUAUGAUGAGCUCCAGCAGCACCAGUGGGAGUGGACCAAGUGUAGGUGUUGCGAGUCCUGGAGCCUAUGACAACUCGGCUUUACCUUCUGAAUCCUACGAAGCGUAUGGGGAAAAACACGGCAUUCAAGGGUCACCAGCUGUUCCAAUUAACAUCCCGGGCUUGAAUGAGAGGCGCGCACAUAGCCCCUUGGAUAUCGACAUCACUUCCAUAUCAUCACACGCGCAAGCAGAAGCAUUAGUAGAACGCGCACGGCAGGAGGUUCUGGAUAUCGCGAAUUCUCAGGAUGCAUCUUCUCCUCUCACUGGCGGCAUCGGUCGAACACCCUUGAGUGCCAGGUUGGCUGCAUACGGAGAAAGCCUUGCUUUGGAAAGGAAGCUCCGAGAACAAAAGGAAGGGGAAGGCAAUAAACAGGAUGGUGCCCGUAUUCCUCUACAGCCGACCAAUGGCCUUCCUUCCGCUGAACAGAGCAUUCAAACACGUACCUCGAGCUCUAAAGGACGAGAGGGUGUGGAAAGACAGCUGAGCCUUGAAGCCAAGCCGAGUUCGCCACGUCCCAAGAGGCGGCCAAAGGAACCUCGCAGACCGUCAACUGCGGAAGGCCUCUCUUCCAAUAAUCAGGACGCUUUCUUCUCAGAGCGUGCCUUUUCGCACCAUCCAUCACAUUCUACUUCCACAUCCAUUCCAAACUAUUCCAUACCCCCACUAACUCAGGGACCUAACCGCAAUCAAUCUCAAUCGUUGGGAAAUAUUAAUGUACCAUUAAAGAACGGUAUAGGCGAAUCCUCUUUGGUAGCGUCUCCGGCGGCUCUCGCUGCCCCGAGUCGUGCUAGCUCCAUCGAUGAAGCAGAUACAGAAACGGAUUCUAUUCCCACUUUGCACCGCGUCACUCCAUCAACUAUUCCGAGCACACGUUCAAAGAGCUCGAAAAAGUUGGCGAAGAUGGGCAUUCCUGUGACUGAGCAAGCCGCUGCUGCAAGCCGUGCCACACCACCGUCUGCUGGCACCCUACCGAAUUCGAAACGUUUUGGCAUCAAAUCCAUUAUGCAAACCCUCAAAGGCAGACCUUGA